Molecule: messenger RNA, 1935 nt
Organism: Fonsecaea multimorphosa CBS 102226
Lineage: Eukaryota; Fungi; Ascomycota; Eurotiomycetes; Chaetothyriales; Herpotrichiellaceae
Exons: 2
Coding region: 1-1935 (644 amino acids)
Source: RefSeq, a predicted model, not a curated record
AUGGCACGUGGACCUGUUUCAGCUUAUCACAGUCUUCCAAUGGGUGAAGAUCCGUCUGAAGUUCCAACUGAAGUUCCGCAGAAGCCAUUUGGCUUCUCUCCCCCGAGGACUCCGAGAACAGGAUCGUCACGUCUCCAGGGAGGGAUUGCCGAAGUUCUCAUUGCGUGUGCAGCCAUUGCGUUGCCGAUGAUAUGUCUAUCCCUGGCUCUACUAGGUCUGAUAUUCGCGAAUCAGGUCCCGCCAGCACAUUCACUCUUUCAAGACGACCAAGCAAGAGCGGCCCUACCGCUGCUUACAGACCCAGGCAAUGCCUAUCUCGUCAAUUUCAGUGCGACACAGCUCAUCACGAUCGCCUCAUGGGCCAGUAGUGUUGCUCCGCACCUACCCACGUACCUGAUGACUCUCUGUUCCUAUCCAUUGGCCAGAAAAUUGCUGCGAAGCUCACAUCAAGACGCUGUGGACAAGCUGCCAACGCCUUACCAACUGACCAUAUUGUUGGAACUACGCAAUGGCAGCCUCAAGUCUCUGUGGAAUUACUUUCGCUAUUCCUCUCGCAAAGCCGGCAAUAAACCAAUUGCUGCUCUUAGCAAUCUUGCAAAGAUUUUCAUGCUGGCUACUCUCUGCGGAUGGCUUAUACUUGCCGCCGAUACCUGGCUUCACGUUACAACGUCGACGGUCCCGUACGUGGGAGUCACCGCCUAUUUUCCUCCUCUGUGGUCAUUCGGCCGUGGUCUGCCUGCAGGUUGUUACCUCGACGGUGCCACGUGCUCGAUGAUGGAUACGGGCGUUGUGUGGCUGCUAGGGGGAACACCUGAGCCGUUCCGCACAUUAUACAACAUUUCGGAUGUAACCCGUAUCUCGACUUUCGAACUCGAGGGCCAAUCUUACGCAUACGUCGCGGAUGCCAUGAGCGUGAGUGAUGUUAACGACGACUGGGGUGCACAGUGGGACUUCCUUGCCUCUACAUUUGCCAUUUCAACCACCUGCACGCCCAUCACUUCGAGGUGCAAUCCGACUACGAAUUCUUCGAGCUGCGUGAAUUUCCAAUGCUCCGAGGCAUUCAGCGGCAGCCUGGGCUGUGACAGCACUGUCUUCGCCUCCCCCACCGUCAAUGCUUUCGGCCUCAGACUUUUCUUCGACGAAGGCUUGACGCAAGAGAUUUUGUUAUCAGAUUUUUUCGCUCAAGGGUUUCGUCAGAACUACAGCUUCAACCCUUUCCACAUUGGAAUGUACGCCACUGUCUCAACCAACGGUGGUGAAGGGCCACUAAACGGGUCUGCCGAAGUCGCCCACGGCGUGGCCGGCGGAGACUCGUGGAUUCUUUCAUGCUCCGCGACCGUCUGGGACGCAGAGUACUCCUCAGUCAACCAAACCAUCACUUGGGCCGACGUCACCAAGUCGAAUGCCACCACCGCGGCAGCAUUCGCCUGGCCGUUCUGGGCAAACUACGGCUUCGACGUGCUGGAGCGGGCCUCUGUCCUCGCCGACUUCGCCGCGACCAUGCAAGACGUGGCGAAUCAGACCGCCCUGGCCUUCUCGACCACGGCGCUCGCCCUCACGUCCGGGACCCUCGAGCAGCGGCCAAAUCUCCUGGAACAAGGUCGCGGCGGGGCCAUCCUGGUGGCGCGGAUCCCCAAAGCCCCCUUAUUCACCUUGGUCGCGCUCAAUCUCCUAUUUGCAGUCCUCGGAGUCGCCUUCGCGGUCAUGGCGGCUUUUGCGAGACCAAGCCGCACACGCGACGUGCAGGCGAGAUUGGGAAUUGCAGGAAUCGUUGCCGAAAAAUUCGAGGACGAGGAUCUGGAUAAGAUGGAGGGUGUGAGGAGUGUUAAGGAUCUGUUUGCCGAGAAUCGAGGCGGAGAGAACGGUCCUACUCCUAGGAUCGGGAUUGUGCGUACGCAGGCCGGGGCGUGGAAGUACCGUCUUUGGCGCGCAUGA